GGCGGUGGGUCUGCAAGACUGCAACAGAAGGCUAUAUACUACCGGCAGCCAGCAUCGAAGCAUCGACUACCGCCACAGGAGGUAUUCUCUUAAGUUCAUUUCUCGUCUUAGGUACCACUUUCUCUGAUGGACCUUUAGUAUAUUUACCAGUUAUUACUAUCUUUUUUCCUGUUUGAUUUCUUAUGGCAUAUCUGUAUUAAGUUACGUAUUUUUUAUAAAAGAACUUCUGAAGAUUGCAAGGAUCUUAGUUUUAUUUCUUUAGUUGCCAGCUAGUAUGAAGAAUACGCUGCCGAUCUGAUCUUUUUCUUUUCUUUUUUUCUUUUUUUUUUCUCACGAGAUGGAACUCCCUAGUUAAUUUUCCUUGCUCAUUAUAAGCUCCAUUUUUCGUCUCUGAUUGGAUUUGCUUUAGAAAGUUGCUUUGUUACUGAAUAACUCUGACAUACUAUUAACAUGGAAUGGAUCUAGUUGAAUGAUGAUUGUUCAUUUGUUUGUAAUGCUCCUUUGGGCUUCUAUAAUACUACAAUUGUAACUUGCAAGACAGCAAGAGAAAGAGUGUGAUCUCAUAUAUUUGCAUGAAUCUUGCAGAUCAUAUUGAUUACUGAGAUAUAGGGCCACUUGAUGUGAUUCUGAUUAUUCUCCUCGACCAAACAACAGCAGAGAUGACGAAAUCAAACAACCUCGCUUUUCAAUUUAUUCUUUUCCUUCUGUAUUCCUUUCUCUGGGCAGCUUCAGCUGAUCCUCACCAAGACUUCAUUACUUGCUGCUUGCAAAAAUCCAGCGACCCUGUUGCAUUUUCAAGAGUCAUUUCCACACCACAAACCUCUUCCUACUCGUCGAUUCUGAACGUUACCGUCCAAAACCUGAGAUUCACCCUGCCAAACACCCCAAAACCUCGAGUUAUCAUUACUCCAGACCGUGAUUCCCAGAUACAAACAGCAAUACGUUGCUCCAAAAAGCAUGGAUUGCAGAUUAGGAUCUUAAGCGGAGGCCACGAUUUCGAAGGCAGCUCUUAUGUUUCUGAUGUCCCUUUUUUUGUCCUUAACAUGUUCAACUACAGAUCAGUGUCUGUAGAUGCAAAAAGCCGAACAGCUUGGGUUGGAGCUGGAGCCACACUUGGGGAAACAUACUACAACAUUGUUAAAACAAACCGUUCAUUAGCAUUCCCGGGUGGAUAUUAUCCACAAAUUGGUAUUGGAGGGCAUGUUAGUGGUGGAGGGUACGGCUGUUUGCUCAGAAAAUUUGGACUUGCAGCUGAUAAUGUGUUGGAUGCUCGCGUAAUCGAUGCAAAUGGAAGAAUUCUUAAUCGGAAAUCCAUGGGUGAAGAUCUCUUCUGGGCUAUUAGAGGAGGCAUGGGAGCCAGUUUCGCUGUCAUUCUUGAAUACAGAGUAAGACUGGUUGAGAUCUCAAAGGAAUUGACAGCAUUUCGUCUCCUGAAAACUCUGGAAACAAAUGCGACAGAUCUUGUUCACAAAUGGCAAUACGUUGCUCCCAAUUUGUCUGAAAACUUGCUUCUUGAACUCUCGUUGACGGUUAUUCAAUCAAAUCAAACUGGUAAGAGAACCGUCCAAGCCACAUUCGUUACCCUGUUCGAAGGGGGGGCUGAUGAGCUGGUUAGUAUAAUGGAUGAACAGUUUCCAGAACUGGGUUUGGUUAAAAAGGAUUGCAUCCAGUUAUCGAGUUGGGUUGAAUUCAUCAUAUAUUUUUAUGGGCGGCCAUUGGAAUUAACGGAUAGCUUACUAACAAGCAGGGUGUCUCUCAAUCCAAAAAGUUACUUCAAGUCCAAAUCAGACUUUAUUCAGAAGCCCAUUCCGAAACAGGGGAUUCAGAAGCUAUGGGACAUGAUGCUCAAAAUUGAUUUCCCGGCUCUCCUGAUGAAUUGGACACCUCUGGGAGCAAAAAUGGCUGAAAUCCCGGAAUCAGAAAUCCCAUUCCCACAUAGGGCUGGCAACAUAAUAUUGGUUUACGAGAAGAUUCAAUGGAUGGGAACAGACCCCAAGUUGAUGCAACAGCGUAUUGCUUUGAUUAGAGAAUUCCACAGCCUUAUGGGGGAGUUUGUGGAUAAUGACCCUAGAGCUGCUUAUGCAGACUAUAGGGACCUGGAUUUGGGAGUCAAUAACGUUGGUAAAACAAGUGUUGAACAAGCUAGGAUUUGGGGUGCUCAAUACUUCAAGAAUAAUUUUGAUAGGCUUGUUAAAGUGAAGACCAUGGUUGAUCCUCAUGAUUAUUUCAAGAACGAGCAGAGCAUCCCACCGCUUUGAUCGUCUCAUUUAUCAUUUUCGUGAAGGUUUAAACUUUAAGGCAAUAAAACUCUUGGAUCUUUUGGCAUGCCUAAAUACUCUUCUCCCUUCUUUAGGAUCACAAACUACAAAUAAGUACGAGGCGGCAGAAAUUCUUGUCCCGCUUCCUUGAACAAGAGCAAUCACACGGUUGUUACCAGUGUGGUGGAAAAUGUGGGCCUUUUUUGCCAAGUGGAAAAUAUUAACCUUACAUUUACUUACUUUUAUCCUUUCUCCGAUGGUGUUACUCAAUCAUGGUAACAAAUGUGACCCGCAGCCAUUUUUUUUUAUUUUUUAUUUUGAAACACUACAAUUACAUGUAUCUUGUCUCACACAAAGUGAGGUAAGAUUUCCACAAUAGAGUAUAAUUUGUACCUAUUCUAAACUAGAGGAGAGAAAAUGCGAAUGGAGAAGGGAAAGUGAAGGUGCGAGAAUUCGAUCCCUCAACCUCUGGCCUAGCAUGACAUGCUAGUGGGUACUGGGACAAGUCCCAAUAUUUAGCCUUUUUUUUUCUAGAAACAAAAUAAAUUAUUUUUUCAAUAUAAUGGAGUUUUAUUACAGGCUGGCUCUUGUUUUGCAGCAUUUGUUAGAAAAAAAAUAUAUAUAUGAUUUUAUUUGUUACGCGCUGCAAUGUGAUGAAAU
Oldenlandia corymbosa var. corymbosa is the source of this 2918-nucleotide messenger RNA. Lineage: Eukaryota; Viridiplantae; Streptophyta; Magnoliopsida; Gentianales; Rubiaceae. The record is from the annotation of a GenBank genome assembly.